AUGAGUACAGAAGAAGCUUCAACAUCGGAAAUCAAAAAGAUGACAUUUGCAGAAAGACAAGCAGAACGUAUGAAAAGGCUACGUUCAUUACAUACUGCAAGAAACGAAGCAAGGACUCACAACCAUCAAGAAGUGGUUGCUGAAGAAGCUAGAAAUAAACUUCCACCUAAUUAUGAGGCUAAGAAACGUCAAGCCGAGUGGUUAUUGGAGGACCAAAAAAACAGAGAAGAAGCUACAACACAAGGUAAAGAUUAUGAUCGUGUAAAACUUCUAAAUAUAUCAGCAGUUGAAGCUGAACGAUUAGAACGUAAAAAGAAGAAAAAGAAUCCUGACCAAGGAUUUUCGACCUAUGAACAAGCUACAGUAAGACAGCAUAAUAGGCUAAUUAAAAGUAUGCCUAUCAUGGAUGUAGAGCAAUAUGAAAAGCAGAAACAAAAAUAUGGCGAUGCAUUUUAUGGUGGGCCCAAUGUGAUUAUACAUGGAAUGCAUGAAGAUAAAAAAGAUGCUAUUGAUAAAAUGGUCAAUGAUUUAGAGGGUCAGAUAGCUAAACGUGCUAAAUACUCAAGGAGGAGGACUCAUAAUGAUGAUGCCGACAUUGACUAUAUUAAUGAAAGAAAUGCCAAAUUUAAUAAGAAAUUAGAAAGAUUCUAUGGAGAGCACACAGCUGAAAUAAAACAAAAUUUAGAAAGAGGUACUGCUAUU
Molecule: messenger RNA, 702 nt
Organism: Brenthis ino (lesser marbled fritillary)
Lineage: Eukaryota; Metazoa; Arthropoda; Insecta; Lepidoptera; Nymphalidae
Source: the annotation of a GenBank genome assembly